Molecule: messenger RNA, 522 nt
Organism: Macrosiphum euphorbiae (potato aphid)
Lineage: Eukaryota; Metazoa; Arthropoda; Insecta; Hemiptera; Aphididae
Source: the annotation of a GenBank genome assembly
AUGAAACACGAUUUGAAAAACAUUCAAGAAAGUAUUGAUAAUUUAUUUGCGGUACAACAACAAAUAUUGGAUAAAUUGAAUAAUAUCCAAGUAUCUGAAGCAUUAAAUUUUGAUGGUAGUUUUGAUAAUACUGCAGAUGAUAAUAUGUUACACAUCAAUAAUGACGCUGAUUUAGAUAUUGUGGAAGAUAAACUUACCAAGGAACAUACAUUCAGAAACAAAGUGGUUUUAGAAUUGUCUCGUCUCACUGGUUCAAGUAUGUCUGAAACUGUGCGGAAAAUCAUGCAAAAACUAUUUACCGACAACUUCUUGGCAAAUUAUUCUUAUAUUGGGUUCAAAGGAAAAAAGCAGUUUUCAACUCUUCAAACAUGUAGAGUUAUUUUUGAAUCCAUAAGAAAAAUGAGACAAUAUAAAGAUGUUAGUGAUAUUGAAAUAGAAAAACCGUUGAAAAAUUGGAUGGCUCAAUCAUCAGCUCGCAUAAAAAAGACCAUGGAGAAAAGUUCUAUUAGUGAUAAAUCUUAA